AUGUCUGCCACCAAGUUUGAAGAGCCGGCUUUCAAGGUCUAUCCGUCCGGUUACCAUCCGCAACGGACCAUCAUCCUUGAAGAGCAGAUAGAGUCACCGGAAACGUUGACCAUCAGGCUGGAGGAAGAGGCUGCGCAGAACGGAGGGGACCUCAGCGGGGACUGUCCCCCUGGUCUCCUGCCCAUGUCGUACAAGGCUCAGGCAGCCCAGAUGCACGGGUACGGAGAUUCGCCGUAUUCACAAUACUCGACCCAGUCGUUUUCAACACAGCAGACAGAAAAUGCGGCGUCUCAGUUGAACCAGAUGGCUUUUGCGGCCAACAGCCACGCAACAGCAAGCCAGUACCUAUCGGGUCAGACGUCUCCGGGACUUCACCUCGCUGUCAUCUCGAGCCAGCCCACCGUUGGAUCUUUCGGCACCCGGGUUUCGCUCAAGGUCUCGUGCCAACACGAUCUUCUGGGCGCAGGCGGCCUGUCUGGCUCUGCUCCGCAUGUGUAUGUCCUCUUUGGAUCAUAUCGAUGCAAAGCAACCGUGAUCAAGGACGGUCGUGAUGGGAGCGGAUCUUUUUCAUGGACUGUGACUGUCGAGGCUCCCCAGUUUCAAAGCACAAGUUGCAGGUCGCUCAGCAAUGUACCUCUCACGCUUCUUGUCGAAGGCUCCGGCGGUGAAGGCUUAGCCCGACAGGACAGCUGCGGCGUUUUCUCGUACCAGGAAAACCAGGGCGGAGUGUCAGGUGGGAACGUGGGUGCCGGAGUGCCUGGUGACAGCAGUCCUCCAGAGUUUGGGUCUCCCAAGAACACGGUUCGAUCACCUGUCCAUCAUCACAGGGCGAGCCCCCCACACCAGCACCUGGACGCACAGUCAAAGAGUACGAGCCCACCGGCUCACCAGCACAGCUUACCGGCAGACGCGGCACCCAACCCGUAUGGCUACCCUCCUGCAGUCUCGACAACCGGCACCACUGGCCAGCAGCAGGACUUUAAUGCCUCGGCGAACGUAUCGUACAGCCAAAACAGCAACAGAAUGCUUUCCACCUCGGGUUUCCGAACAGGGUUGACGUUGACCGACCCAUACUCACGGGCUCCACCGAUGCUACGGUCGCCGCAUCAUGCAGGGACGUGGCCCGGCAUGUUCAACAGCCCCCUCGACUCCCUCCGAAGCCCGUCAACCAGUCUGCCGCACGUCUCCCACACGUCCAUCACCCGGCCCAGUCUCACAUCGCUCCAACACAGCACCACGGCAGCAACGCCACAGCUUGUCAGAACGAGCACCAUCGGACAGUCAUCCAGCAGCGCAAACGGCGGGUAUCCGGGCUACGGAGCAGGACUUUACCAGGAGAAGGCCACCUUGAGGCUGAUUGGGGACCUGGGAAGCAUGGCGGAGAACUGGACGGCCGAGGAAGGGGCCAAGAAGCGGAGGAUUGUCAUGUUCAAGAAGCAGCAGACUGGGAACGUCAUCACUGUGUCGUUCAAGCCGGUGGCCGAGUCGGAACGCCCGCACAACAGCAUCUGCGUCAGCUGCAUCUGGUGGGAAGAGAGGCAGGCGUGUUUUGUCACUUCGGUCGACACCAUUUCCCUCCUGGAGCAGCUCCUCUACGCGCCACACAAGUUUCCGGUGGACGAAAAGAACCGCAUCCGCCGGAACCUGGAAGGAUAUCGGCCAAUGACCGUCAGCAAAAGCAAGCACGAGAGCGAGGCCUUUUUCGGCAUCAUCAUGGGCUUCGGCGCUCCCAAGCCACGCAACAUCGAGAAGGACGUCAAGGUGUUUCAGUGGAAGGACCUGGAUGCCGCGCUCCACAAGAUCUUUUCCAAGUACAGCGCGUCCACGCCCGCCAUGGGGCAGACGCUGAACUCCCCCCGCGUGCGCAUGGCCACCCCCGCGUCGGCGGACCACCUUGGCAGUCCGUACCCGGCCUUGUCCGCCGCGGUGUCCUCGGGUCUCGCUCCGGAUUCCAUCUCGGCCGCGAGCUAUGUCGGUGCCGGCCAUCACCACGCCGACCCGCUCACCAGUCCACGAACCCUCACCGGGGGCGCCUCUUCUUGGCCGACGUACGGUGCCGCCAAACCGCUCUCGCCGACCAUCAAGACUGACUCGUCGAGCCUACGCCUGUCCGCUCUCCCGGCAGUGUACGAUCACCGAAGCACGGCGGCGCAAGGGAUGGCCUCCCCCUACGGCAUCCCGGGACCAUCUCACCACGCCGUCCACCACAGCCAAGGGGCAUAUGGUGCUCACUCGGGCGUGCCUGCAUCACAGGGACAGUCGAGAAGCUGGGAUAACUACUCUGUCACGGAUGGGUAUGGUGCCCAGUCCAGCAGUACCCACGGCGGGGUGUAUGGUGGUGGGGCAUACGGUGAUGGUGCGCAGCGGGCUUGA
Podospora pseudocomata is the source of this 2373-nucleotide messenger RNA. RefSeq lists its product as uncharacterized. Gene Ontology annotation, cellular component: nucleus. The record is from RefSeq and is a predicted model, not a curated record. NCBI's taxonomy places the organism in Eukaryota, Fungi, Ascomycota, Sordariomycetes, Sordariales, Podosporaceae. The coding region runs from base 1 to 2373 and encodes 790 amino acids. The transcript has 3 exons.